UGCAAAAUGAAUUCAAUGACGAAUUGGAACAGAUUUAAAAAUGGCCGCUCAAUCUGAAGAUAUGUUUUCACAUGAGACCGAUACGAUAGAACAAUCAAAGAAAGAAGUAAAAACAUAUAUUAAAGGUAUCGAGAAAGAAAAAGAAAAAUUUUACGCAGCAAUUUUCUUAAGCACCGUCACUGGCCUGUCUGCUUUUAUCGGCUUUGGUACAACACUUGCCUCGGUAAGAAAGAAAGAUCCAAAAUACUUUGACAAAGGAUUAACCGGAUCUAGAAGGCUCCAAGAAACAGGCACAUUGUUAGCCUUCAGAGCACUCUGUUGGGGUACAUUCUAUGCCGUAACAGGAUGCGGUCUUCUGUUUUAUGGUAUCUGGAAGAUCUCUGGUGCAAAAAAUGCUGAAGAAUUUAGAUAUAAAAUGGGAUCGCUUUUACCAAAGAUUCCUAAAAAUAAUCCUCCACAAAGUAGAGUAGAAUUCGAAGGUUUGACCGAUCUUCUUACGUAUAUUGCCGAAGAUUGGGGUAAAAAAAAGGACUGAAAGAUACUCUUGUGUACUCAUUCAUCAAGCUGAAGUUUAUGAAUUUGUAAUGCAAACGCAUCUUUCAUCGUUAGAAAAAUAAUAAUUUGUAUAAAGUAAUA
This is a messenger RNA of Vespula pensylvanica (western yellowjacket), 636 nucleotides long. RefSeq names its product transmembrane protein 242. The transcript has 3 exons. Lineage: Eukaryota; Metazoa; Arthropoda; Insecta; Hymenoptera; Vespidae. Bases 41 to 535 code for a protein of 164 amino acids. The record is from RefSeq and is a predicted model, not a curated record.